This is a messenger RNA of Parnassius apollo (apollo), 546 nucleotides long. The record is from the annotation of a GenBank genome assembly. NCBI's taxonomy places the organism in Eukaryota, Metazoa, Arthropoda, Insecta, Lepidoptera, Papilionidae.
AUGCUUUCAAAUCCUGGAAGAACAGUAACGAUAUACCAAAUUCCUGGAUUCAUCAAAACGAUUAUAUCGCAAGCAUUCAGCCAAGCCAACAUUUUAAGCGGAUUUAAAAAAUCGGGAAUACAUCCUUAUAAUGAUAAUCUAUUCAGUGAUGAAGAUUUCAUGUGUUCUGCUGUAACAGAUAGGGAUAUAUCCAAUGAAAAUUAUGAACUUCCCAGUAGUUCAUCUCAAUGUCGCCAAGCUCAGUUUGUCUUUUCAAGCGCUCAGCAAGAUCCACCAGAUUUUCCGCAGACCUUCAACGACGUUGAUCAGAAAAUUCCGUCAACAUCUCAACAGAUCCCUAAUGAUGAAGUUCAGGACCCUCCAUCUAGUCCCGUGCUUGGUUUAAAUAAUGUUUCGCUUCUGGAUUCAGUGACUGUUUCUCUAACAAAUAACCAACUAAACCCUCCAGCUCAGAAAAGUCCGCAAACCUCUGACAAAGUCUUAAAAAGCUUUUCACAUGCACCAUCAGACUCAACCAAAUUCACCAAAUUCACUCAACUGUUCUAA